Messenger RNA from Myotis myotis, 3041 nucleotides. RefSeq names its product complexin 4 (gene CPLX4). Gene Ontology annotation, biological process: neurotransmitter transport; regulation of neurotransmitter secretion; synaptic vesicle exocytosis. The coding region runs from base 1068 to 1550 and encodes 160 amino acids. The record is from RefSeq and is a predicted model, not a curated record. NCBI's taxonomy places the organism in Eukaryota, Metazoa, Chordata, Mammalia, Chiroptera, Vespertilionidae. Gene Ontology annotation, molecular function: syntaxin binding. Gene Ontology annotation, cellular component: terminal bouton; SNARE complex. The transcript is spliced from 3 exons.
UGGGGGUGGGGGGGAGGGAGGACCUAUGUAAUACUUUCAACAAUAAAGAUUAAAAAAAUAGCCUACAUCUCCUCCUCACCCCUGCUUUGGAAUGCUUUAAUUAGAAAGAUACUAAUGUAGAUUAAAGUCUUAGCCGUACUAGAUUCCUCCCUUGACCUGAGGAAAACCAGGACCAUUGAGAACCUGCUAUGUGACUAGACAUUGUCAAAGGUUUUCUCCAAGUACUGUACACCACUGAGCUUAAAGAGAGCACCCAGAAAGUGGACUGUAUGUAAGAGAAGGCGACCCAUCACAUUGAUGAUGUGACCUAUAUGUCCCUACCAUCAGGAUGGAAGCACCGAAAAGUGGCCAGAGCAUCACUUCCAUGCAGGCAUGCACCAUUUCAGUGCAGAAGGCUGGGAGAAUCUUCCAGAUGUAAAUUAAGGACCCACUGGCAGUCCCUUUGGACUUGCCACAGUUAAGUGUUUUUGUAUGGGACACAGUAACCACCAAAGCAGGACAGAAUCCAAGCAAAUCAAAGGCGAAUCCUUGCAUAGCGCAAAGUCCAAUAACAUAAAAUGAUGGAUCAACGGAUUAUUUUUGCUUAAUGAAGCAUUUUGGGUUUUGAGUCUCAUUGGACUUGCUUUUCAAUAGGACAUGCUCUGGGCUAGAAUUUGGAAAUUAUACUACAGCCAUAUAAUGUCAGACUAAUUUAAUUGAAGAACUCUGGAUGUGCUUAGCAUAAUAUAAAACUUAGAAGUGGGUGAGGAGGGAGGGUAGGAAAUGGGAAGGAUUUUUCCCUCUGAAAUUAGCUUAGUGUAUUAAUUCAGAAAGUAGUUGGUUCCAUCUGAUUGUAGGCUUCCAUAAUCUGAACCAUCUGCCCCUGCAUCCGAGGUAGCUCGCCUCUAAUCCAGCUUACAGCCGCAAACCACUCUUCUCCAUCAGGACGCCCUUGAGGACAUGAGGCCCUGCAAAGCCCUUUGCUCUUAAAGGCCUGGCUGUCAUUGAAGAUAUUUGGAGAGUUUGUCUUUUUUCUCUUCUUCAGGUUUAGUCUGAGUUUUUGGGUUUCUUUUUCUGGAGCAGAAACAAUGGCUUUCUUUAUGAAAACUAUGAUAAGUAACCAGGUAAAGAAUUUAGGAUUUGGUGGCAGGUCUGAAGAAAAUAAAGAAGAAGGAGGGACCUCGGAUGCUGCCACAGCUCAAGGGAUGACCAGAGAGGAAUAUGAGGAAUAUCAGAAGCAAAUGAUCGAGGAUAAGAUGGAAAGAGAUGCUUCAUUUACACAAAAAAAGGCAGAGAGGGCAUGCCUCCGAGUUCAUCUCAGAGAGAAGUAUAGACUUCCAAAGAGUGAAAUGGAUGAGAACCAAAUCCAGAUGGCUGGAGAUGAUGUGGAUUUGCCCGAAGAUCUCCGAAAAAUGGUAGAUGAAGAUCACGAGGAGGAAGAAGAUAAGGAUUCUAUUCUGGGGCAGUUACAGAAUCUUCAGAACAUGGACUUGGACACCAUAAAAGAAAAAGCCCAGGCCACAAUCACAGAAAUCAAGCAGACGGCAGAGCAGAAGUGUUCUGUGAUGUGAAGGGCGGGCGAGGCUGUAGAAGGGGACCAGGUCAAGGUGGAGGUGACCACUCUCCUACGGAACGUCUUGAGCAGCACAUAUUCAAUAUGGUGAGCAGGGUUAGAAAAACCGUGAUGGCAAAACUCUCUACAAACACGUAGACAACAACUUAAUGUUCUAAUUGUUCCUGGUAGAAUGUUUAGCUAGGACCUGGCAGCAGAAAAUGAUACGUUCCUUUUAGCUAUAAAUAUGGCUAACAUGAAAUUUCAGCUGUGAAUGACAUAGAACACAUACCUGCUUAAAGAUCUUCAGGACAGCCAGAAAGAAAUAAAAGCAAAUGGAAUUUUCUCUUUGAUUUCCUUCCUUAGAGGUCAAAUUCUCACCUAGUCCAAUCAUUAGCAUGACUCCAGAGCCCUUCAGAGAAAGAUGUGGAAGGUCAGGGUGCCACCAGGAGCCCAGGCUGCAGGCUCAUUGGCAGGCAAAGACCACACCACCCCCACUCCCAGGCUCCUUGACAUUGUUGAUGCUUUUCAUCAAGUGUGGCACUUGGACAGUUGGAAGCCAAGGGGCAGUAGUGGGGAUGUGGUAAAAGAUGAGGUACGAAGGCAGAGAACAGACUUCAUCAGCCCUUAGCCUUGUAGAGCAUCAUAGGAACCUCAUGAGUGGACCAUACAAUAUUUGUCCUUUCCUGACUGGCUUAUUUCACUUAGCACAAUGUCCUCAAGGUUCAUAUCUGCUGUAGCAUUGUAUUAUAAGUUCUUUCCUUUUUAAGGCUGAAUAAUAUUUCAUUGGAUAUAUAUGCCACAUUUGGCUUAUCCAUUCAUCCCAUCCAUGGACACUUAGGUUGCUUUCACCUUUUGAUGAUUGUGAAUAAAACUACUAUGAACAUGAGUAUACAAAUAUCUAUUCUAGUUCCUGCUUUCAAUGUUUUUAGUGACAUUUUGUGGAAUGCCACAAGAAGUGGAAUUGCUGAAUCAUCCUUAGGUUUUUGUCUACAUUAGAAAUAGCAGUUUGGAUACAAAUAAUAUUAAAUGUAAAACUGUAAUUAAAAAAUAGAAAUUUAAAUAAAUAUAAUAUUAGAAAUAUUCAAACUUCUAAAGUAACACUAAGUUAAAAGAUAUCACAAUGGUAAUUCAAAAAUGUUCUUACCUCAGUAGUGAGGGGAAUACCAGGAGCUUCUCUGAGUUGUUGGCAGAGUUUUAUUUAUUCACUUGUGUAUAGGUCUAGCUACAUAAUUUGUGGGGCCUAGUGAAAAUGAAAAGGCCAUGGCUGGCUCUGAAGUCAGUGUAACCUCCUUUCAAAGGGAUGUUGAGUGGGAGCCAGAUGUGCUUCUAGAUGCCAAGGAAAAAGUUGUUGAAGAGAAAUUAUGAAUUUUAAUAUUUACAGUAAAGCAUUAAACUAAGGAUAGGAUCCUUCUAAAGGUGUUUCAACACCCAUGAAGCUCUCUAUUCACUUUGUAAUGAUUCACUGAGGUGUAAUUUAUGUUUUAAUCACUUUUCUCUAUAUGUGCUA